Batrachochytrium dendrobatidis JAM81 is the source of this 2270-nucleotide messenger RNA. RefSeq names its product ubiquitin-specific protease UBP2. The transcript is spliced from 15 exons. Gene Ontology annotation, molecular function: cysteine-type deubiquitinase activity; proteasome binding. Lineage: Eukaryota; Fungi; Chytridiomycota; Chytridiomycetes; Rhizophydiales. Gene Ontology annotation, biological process: regulation of proteasomal protein catabolic process; protein deubiquitination; proteasome-mediated ubiquitin-dependent protein catabolic process. Bases 1 to 2214 code for a protein of 737 amino acids. The record is from RefSeq and is a predicted model, not a curated record.
AUGGAUCUUUCUCGUCAAGCAACCGUGCUUUUUAUGCUUACGUUUUACAUGGACAACUUGCUUCAUGGCGUUCCUACAAAACCCAUUAAUACUGAAAACCCACGUUUUAUUGAGUUUAUUGGUGUUACAGAGGCAAGUAUAUCAUUUUUACAAGAGAUUGGCUACAGAUUGGAAGGAAAGUACUUUGUUCCAGCAAAUCCCAAGCAUAUUGAUAGGGCAAAAGUUCUUUUGAUUAUGGAAGAAAUAUCGCUGCGCAAAUUUCUUUUAGAAGCUGGUGCAGGCUCAUCUAAAAGUCAAAUGUUUUCAUUCAGCGAGGCCACAGAGUCGCUUUGCAUGCUAUUUGGAGUUGAUUGUAAGGAUUCGCUCGCUGCACAUUUUAUAAGGUUUAACAUGGCUAAUAUUAUACAUAAAGCAUUGAUUGAAAUUGCAAAAAUUCGAAAGAGUUCCCUGCUGAAUGAUUUUAUCGACACAGAUCAGUCCAAGGGAAAGGUAUCAGAGGUUCAAUUAAAGGAAGCAUACGCUACACUCGGACAAAAAAUAUCGCAGGAGAUGAGUGCACAUGAUAUCAUUGAGGCAUUCAAGACCAAGUUUGUCAAAAAUCCCCACCAGCUUGCUGUUUUACGACAGGCACUAAAAACAAUUCAAAUAUCCAGAUCUUGCAGUUCUUUGAAACAUUUCUUGCACACAGGGCAAGAGCCACCACAAUUUAACGAGACUGCACCUAUGGAUACGGAUUCCACAGUAUUCUGCUAUCUUAAUUCGUUGCUUCAACUUUACUUUUCGCUGCCAGAUUUGCGAAAACGAGUUUUUGCAUUUCAACCACGCCUUCAAUCCGAACUAACAGAGCGAGAGCGCCAUGCUAACAAAUUUAUUUUCCAUCUUCAAAGACUUUUUGCUACACUUCAAUGGAGCGAUAAGCCAAGUGUUACACCAGAAAAAGCUUUGGUAGAAACUACACUGACCUCUCAAUACUCAUCAGCAACGUUUGGAAUUCAACAUGAUCUAACUGAAUGCAUGGAUAAUAUUAUGGACAUGAUGGAAAUUGGUUUUGGUAAAGUUGAUGCCAAAUGCACCAACGGUUGCACUUUACUUAAAGAUCUUUUUUACGGCACUACGCGCCAGACUCUUCGAUACACUGAUGCUGAAGGAGAUCAUGUUAGUACAAAAGAUGAAUCAUUUCACCAACUUAUAGUUGAUGCGGAUGAAGAUCUAUACACUGCAUUGGACGCAUAUUUUGCUACUCAACAUGUGGACUUUGAAGGAACUAGUGCUAUUCGAUGCCUUUCUGUAGUAAAUUUCCCUCCUAUUCUUACUAUUCAGAUAAACCGUGUCAAGUUUGAUCGCAUCACAAAUAGUGCGUACAAAUCGCACAAUUAUCUACGCUAUGCUAAACAUAUUUCAUUAGAGCGAUAUCUUAAUUGCCAUUUGGAAACUGUUUUGCAACUUCGCAAACAGCACAAAGAACUGACGAAUGAGUAUAUCAGAAUGCGUCAUCUACUGCACUCCAAAACAACUUUUAACAAUUUACCGGUGCCUCCUCUUGAAUUGAUGGAGACUUCUCGACGUAUUCUAUAUGCACAUCAAGAGCAUUGUAAAGAUCCGUUAGUUUUUCAGCAGCUUACCAUUGCUUGCGACAAGAUCAAAAAGCAGAUUUCAGAUUUACAACCUAAAAUCGAAGAACUUGAAUACAAGCGUAGCCAAAUAUAUAGCCACAUGAAUGGCAAAGAAUAUCAAUUGUAUGCUGUUUUGGUUCACGAAGGAGAGGCUACUUUUGGACAUUAUUGGCUUUUUUUGUAUGAUCUACAAGACAAUGGCAAAGGUCGUUGGCUCAAAUAUAAUGAUUCACUUGUAAGUGAGGUGUUGGAACAUGAAGUCUUUGCUGAUACGACAGGAUCCAAUGCAAAUGCAUAUGCCCUAGUGUAUAUACGAUCUUCUGAGUUUUCUACUCGUGUAGGACCAUAUUUACGAGACGCAAAACGCAAGCAAGAAUAUAGUGAUAGUUUUCCUAAUUUAUGGCCAUCUUCUUCAGGUAGUCUUAAUAUGGAUAGUCCAGUACAGACUGGGUCGCAUACGUUUUUUACAGACACGAACAAGAAGCCCAUGACAAGCUUAUCUGAUGAAAUACUCAACACAAGCAAUGACUUGACUGUCAAGAAUGAUACUAGUCACAGUAAUAAUCAUACUAAUCAUAGCUCUAUGGACGAAAGCUAUUAAUUUAGAAUUUCCAAAUAUUUUGAUAAAAUAAAUAUUGAUGUGUACUCUUGGUUUAG